Molecule: messenger RNA, 992 nt
Organism: Oryza brachyantha (malo sina)
Lineage: Eukaryota; Viridiplantae; Streptophyta; Magnoliopsida; Poales; Poaceae
Product: protein LIKE COV 1-like
Exons: 6
Coding region: 1-843 (280 amino acids)
Cellular component (GO): Golgi apparatus
Source: RefSeq, a predicted model, not a curated record
AUGGCCGGGAAGGAGAGGGAGAGGGAGAGGGACCGGGAGCUGCUGCUCAUCCCGGUGGCAGGUGACCACGCCGGCGCCGGCGCCGGCGCCGAGGAGGAGACGUCGUCCCUGCCGGUGGCCGGCUCGCCGCCGCCGUUGGCGCGCAGCCGCCACCACCACCGUACCGGCAUCGAGGCGUUUUCAAGGGUGAUACGCAGCUGGGCAUGGAAGAAGUUCAUGACUGGAUGUGUCAUCCUGCUCCCCAUUGCCAUCACGUUCUACACCACCUGGUGGUUCAUCCGCUUCGUCGACGGCUUCUUCUCCCCGAUCUACAUCCAUCUCGGCAUCAAUGUCUUCGGGCUGGGGUUUGCGACGUCGAUCACCUUCAUCUUCGUCGUCGGCGUGUUCAUGUCGUCGUGGCUGGGAGCAUCUCUCCUCGGCCUCGGCGAGCUCCUCAUCAAGAAGAUGCCGCUGGUUCGACACAUCUACUCUGCCUCCAAGCAGAUCAGCGCUGCGAUCUCACCAGAGCAGAGCUCGCGGGCGUUCAAGGAGGCGGUGAUCAUCCGGCACCCGAGGAUAGGCGAGUACGCUCUGGGAUUCGUCACGUCGACGCUGACGCUGUGCGGCGGCGUCGCCGGCGACGGCGGCGGCCGGGAGCUGGCCUGCGUGUACGUGCCGACGAACAACCUCUACCUCGGCGACAUCUUCCUCAUGAGCCGAGCAGACGUCAUCGUGCCGGACCUCUCCGUCCGUGAGGCCAUCGAGAUCGUCCUCUCCGGCGGGAUGUCGGUGCCGCAGAUCAUCUCGGCGGUGGAGGGGGCCGUCGGGCUCGGCGGCCAUGACCGGACAGUCAAGAAUCCGUAGUACAGUAGGUUACUGUGUUCGAUCCCUCUCGACAGAAGAAUUUGAAGAGAAUGCAGUGUCUCAUCUUUAGUUUCUGUACGCAUAGAUGAUUAGUUACAUAGAGACUAGAGAGGAAGAGGUUUCCAGCAUUGAUAAGAUGCAACCAUGCA